ACUAGCUAGCUUUCAUGGAAGAGCCAAAGGUUUUGUCUCAGUAGGCAUAACUUACAAAAGUUGCAGAAAAUCCUCAUCUCAUUUCUAAAAUGCCACAUAAAAGUUUUUUUUUUUUUGAUGUUUUUCUUGAAGGGAUAAUUUCUUGAGCUUCAUUACAUAGGUUAGGCAACCCGUAUCUGUUUAAAUCAAGCAACAGAUAGAAACCCUACAUCCGGUGCACCUUUCAACAUGGUAUAUCAUGUUUCAAGUAGACAUAGACAACCUAAAUAUGGUAGGUACCAUGUACGAAGUUUGAAGCCAGUUGAACAUUUUUUUUUUGUAUUAUGAAUAUAUGUCAAGAUAACUAUUUAGAUACUCUACAAUAUAUGAGUACGCUGAUUUAGUUAUAGUAUUAACCAAAAAAAAAAAAGACAGUCCCAAGUUUGAUCAUAUAUAAUUUAAACCCAUAAAAUGAGAUUUAUGUUUCUCUAGUGUGCCUACCUAAAUGAUUGGUCUAAUUUGCUCCCAUUAAAAUAACAAUAUUCUCAUGCACUUCAGAGAGGGACAGAAAGGAACCAAACAAAUUAAAUAUUCCGAUUAAAUCCCAUGCAUGUUCUCAUAUUGGAGACCUUCUGAAGUGCAGUCCUUAUUAAAGGCCACGAAGAUGUAUACAUACACAGAUAGAUACAUAUAUACGCAUACAUAUAUAUAGGAGCACACGGCAGAAGCAAAAUUGACUUCAUAUCAAAACCACGCUUUAAGCUAUCAAAGCGGAUUUCCCAAACUUUCUCAGCUUAAAUUUUCAUUUCAUCUUCCUCUCUAGGAAACCUUCUGUGAUUUUUCUAUCGAACCAUUCUUGCAUAUCCGAAAAAUGAAGCACUUGAGUUUGUCGUUGGUCGGACUUCUGCUUCUAUGUCUCGCCCUUCCUUGCGCCCAAGGGAUUCGGUUGGGAAAAGGUUCAACAUUACUCCUUCAUCAUCAUAUCCAUGUCGAGGUUGCACCUAUAGUGAAAGGCAAUAAUGGAGGAGAGGCUUCCCUUUGUCGGGACAAGGCCUGCUUGGUCAGUACCAUGAAGAAGAAAGCUUCGGGACCGUCCAGAAAAUCAUCGAAAGAUUGGAUACCGAGCAUCCAGGAAGAUUACUAUGGACCUAGAAGGCACAGACCAAGCAUCACAAGCACUAGUUAUAUAUCUUUUGAACAUCAGCUUACAGUUUUCUCAUGUUCAACCUUACUAUCGACUUUUGAGAUCUGACACAUUAGAGCUAGCUGGUUCGGAUAGUUGGAAAUGUUGAAAGCUGAUCAUUCGCGUAGUUUACACUCAUUAGGGCAGUCCUGAAGCCAAAAUUUUUGUUCUCUGACAUUUCUAGCUGGUUAAUUAUUCUGUACUUUUCAGAAGUUAUAUUAGUUGCGUCAUUUUGGAGAAUCGAAACAAGUGUAAUACGAUUCUUGUGUGCUAAUUUAGGGGGCA
This is a messenger RNA of Punica granatum (pomegranate), 1447 nucleotides long. Lineage: Eukaryota; Viridiplantae; Streptophyta; Magnoliopsida; Myrtales; Lythraceae. The record is from RefSeq and is a predicted model, not a curated record.